Molecule: messenger RNA, 795 nt
Organism: Heterobasidion irregulare TC 32-1
Lineage: Eukaryota; Fungi; Basidiomycota; Agaricomycetes; Russulales; Bondarzewiaceae
Exons: 8
Coding region: 1-795 (264 amino acids)
Source: RefSeq, a predicted model, not a curated record
AUGCCAUCCACGCUCGCCCUCCGAGGCCUUGUCGUUUCCACACUUAUAUCCACGUUUUUGUACGCCGUGACAUGCUGUCAGGUGCUCGUAUAUUCGAGAGCUGGGUUCAAGGAUUCAAGAUAUAUGAAAUUGCUGGUGAGCUCUGCUACCAGGCUACUCGAGACCGUCCAUUCAAUCUUAUUCAUGAUCAUGUUAUACGAAAUAACUGUAACAUAUUACGGCGACUACACAUCUCUGGACCGGAGAAUUUGGACUCUCAAUGUCUCUUUGAUCAUACACGGCAUCAUCACGGGCCUUGUCCAGGGAUACUAUGCAUAUCGCGUCCUGGUCCUUGCGAAUUGGCGAGCAAUCAGCAUGAUCUCGUGGACUGGCUCGUGUCUGGAGUUCUGCGGCUCAUUGACAACAGCUGUUCUGCUGCAGAUCUACGGGCCUGCUAUCGUCAACGAGAGAUUUAGAUGGGUGCCGAUGACGACGCUGGCGCUCGACGUGUUCAUUGAUGUGGUGAAUACGAGUGCGCUAUGCUAUUAUCUGCAUACGUAUCGGACCGGGAUGAAGACAACCGACAAACUUAUCUCGAGGCUUAUAAUGUGGACAGUCGUAUUCUACUUGAUGCUCUCUGCUUUCUAUCCUAAAUUGUAUUCAAAUUCGCUUCUUGCAUCCCUGAACAGCCGAGGACCACUUAGGCCGAAUGGGUCUGCUGAGAAGUCGGUUAUUAUGGAUGAUGAGAGCCACGGACGCAUGCAACCUCCGGAAGGUUUGUAUAAUGCCAAGAACAUGACUCAUCCACGAGUGUAG